AUGGCUGACUCUACGCUUAUAUCCGAAGAUCAAACCUCGUAUCUCGUGAGCCGCUCAUCGCGCGAUAUACAGGGCUUCUGCGAGAACUAUCCUCUGCGCCGGCACAAGUUCGAGGGAGAAGCAAGCAAAGGCUCUCUCCAGUGUCGCCGCGACUGGACCGAAUACAUCGGCCCGAUCGAGCGCUGGGCCAGCUGUAACCCAUGGGAAGGCCACUUCGGAGUCGUGGUCCUUCCAUUCUGCAAACCAGAGAGAUUGGCUAUAAUCAGCUAUAUAUUCGAGUAUGCGUUUCUUUAUGAUAAUGUCGUCGAAUCAGCAGCAAAAUGCGCUUUGAACGCGCACGCAGACAACCUCGCCCUCGACGAGACAGAGUACCGGACGGUGCGUUCAAUCACCGGAACCAAGCAGAUCCAAUCGAAGAUGCUUCUUGAGCUACUCUCGAUUGACGCUCCGUGCGCGGAAGUUGUGAUUGAGGCCUGGAAAACCAUGAUCUCCACAACUACAAAACAGGAUAAAUCUCGGCCUUUUGAGAAUUUGGAGGAUUAUGUUGACUAUCGGAUCGUCGACACGGGGGCACCAUUUGUCGAUAUGCUGAUGCGCUUCGGUAUGGGCAUCCUGCUGACCUCCGAAGAAGACGAGAUUGUUUCCUCAAUUGUAAAGCCUUGCUAUGCUGCCCUGGGCUUAGCAAAUGACUAUUUCUCCUUUGAUAUCGAGUGGGAGGAGUUCCAGCAGUCUGAGAAAGCGACUAUGACAAACGCUGUAUGGCUCUUUAUGCAGUGGCAUGACAUCGACGUACCAGGAGCCAAAAUACUGGUGCAGCAAGUGACAAACAGAUAUGAGAAGGAGUUCCAACAAAACGUGGCGAGCUUCGUUGCUGGGAAGGGAAAAGACAACAUCAAAUUGCAGACUUACCUCAAAGCACAGAGCCAACAAAUGCCAGGGAAUGUCGCUUGGAGUUUGCGAUGCCCGCGAUACCAUCCUGAGUUAUGUGAGGAGGCCAGCAAGAUGAUAUACAGCACGGUUCAGGGCCUGUCGAUUCCACCGAAGAGGGUUAAAACGCCGUUUCAAGGCCCAGCUUCUACCGUGCGUCCAAGAGGGCACACAGAUGCCUCUGUAGGUAGUGUAUCCGAUGAUUCGUCUGUAUGGUCUGCGGAAAAUACUCCCUCUUCACGAUCCUCAGUCUCCUCCGCUUCAUCUCAUAUCGAAGACCUGAGGCCACUGUCUCUAGGUUUAGAGCAUCUACUGGGUCCUUCUGAUUACAUUAGUUCUCUGCCAUCCAAAGGCGUACGAGAAGCAUUCAUCGACGCAUUGAACGUUUGGUUGAUACUCCCGGAUCAUCAUGCCAGACAGUUAAAAUGCAUCGCACAGACGCUCCACAAUGCCUCAUUGAUGUUAGACGACAUUGAAGAUUCAUCGCCUCUCCGUCGUGGCCAACCAGCAACUCACAUGGUUUUCGGACAGGGACAGACGAUCAACUCGGCCAACUUCCUUCUAAUCAAGGCAGUGGAUCAGGUACGACAAUUGGAGGACGAGCAAUGUAUGCAGAUCUUCUUGGAAGAAAUGCAGAAUCUCUUCGCCGGCCAAAGUUUCGAUCUAUAUUGGACACGGAAUGGGAAGUGCCCUUCUUAUGAGAAAUACAUGGAGAUGAUUCGACAGAAGACCGGUGGUUUAUUCCGCCUGCUUGCUCGACUAAUGACUCAAAAGGCCUCAGCCCUGCGCCAUCGAAACAUCGCCUUGGAAUCACUCACGGUGAAACUCGGUGAAUACUUCCAAAUCCGCGAUGACUAUAAAAACCUAACUGAAACCUACACCGGCCAAAAAGGCUUCUGCGAAGACAUCGACGAAGGCAAAUUCUCUUUCCCACUAAUCCAUGCUCUAACCUCCCAGCCAGGGGACUCUGAACUCCGUGCUCUUCUGCAACAGUCACGGAGUCCUGGCAGUAUUGAUGUACCUACGAAGCAGUGUAUUCUUGAACACCUCCAUCAGGCUGGUAGCAUGGAGUAUACCGUUAAAUCGUUACAGGGUCUCAUGGGGGAGAUUACGGGCCAGAUUGGGUUGAUUGAGAAUGACACGAGAUGUCCGAAUUGGAUUUUGAGACUUUUGGUUCAUAGGCUGGCUGUGUGA
Messenger RNA from Aspergillus chevalieri, 2121 nucleotides. Its product is annotated as bifunctional terpene synthase/polyprenyl synthetase family protein. Gene Ontology annotation, biological process: isoprenoid biosynthetic process. The transcript is spliced from 9 exons. Gene Ontology annotation, molecular function: prenyltransferase activity. The record is from RefSeq and is a predicted model, not a curated record. The coding region runs from base 1 to 2121 and encodes 706 amino acids. Lineage: Eukaryota; Fungi; Ascomycota; Eurotiomycetes; Eurotiales; Aspergillaceae.